AUUUGUUCUUAAACAUUCAGGAUUUACGAGCGUUCGUCGAAAGAGAUCGAUGCAAAUUCGAAGCGGGAAUGCGCUCGCAUCGAUGCGAUACUCUGCGAUACUGUGCGAUACUCGCAAAACAACUUGUCGAUAUGCAAUUAUGCAAGUUGCGCGCGCAUUGUUAAGUGCGCUGGCAAGGAGGUUAAGUCGGCUGGUCGCUGGAUCGCGAGCGGUGACGGUGAGAAUAGAACGAGAGGAAUCGAUCGUUGGCACGAUCGAUACGAGCCCCCUCGGUGCAUCCGUGAUUCCACAGUGCCGGUGGAAGUCCAAAGCCCAAUUUUAGGACCGUCCGCGACACUAUCUUGGAUCUCGGACUCUUCCGCGACAGUUCCGACGAUCCACGGUCCACGGUCCACAUAGCAACUAAAACUCGCUGAUAAGUGAUAAGUGCACGUGUGUGUGUUCGCUAUCGACAUGUCUCUACGCCGGAGAAGCGAUCCGUCUAUGAUUCAGCGGAUUUGGGACACGAUCAAAAUCACGGUACAUCAAAGGAGCUUACCUAGCAAUGAUCGCAUGGUACGGCACAUGGCUCGAGUUUACGGUUUUACGGAACAAGAGGCUCAGGAGGAGCUCAACAAGGCGGUCGAGGACGGGCUCGUCCUCUUGAAGAAAGUGCCCACGAAGAAUGGCGUCGAUCAAGAGAGUUAUAGAUUACCGCCGGUAGAUGUAUCGCAGAACGAUACUCACGAUACUCACGAUUGGUAUUGCUACAAGUGCCAACGAGCGGGCGUGCUCGAAUGCUGCGAACAGUGCUGCAGAGUCUAUCACUCGGAAUGCCAUGUAUCCAGCAUCGCCAAGUUAAAGAUUUGCAGCUUCUGCGAGAAAAUCAACGGCGACGUAUACCCCGACAAGAUUGAUCUCAACCAUAUUCUUAGUUUCACAUGUGGCCAUCUAAAGGCGAAAUUACCGCCGGAAAUUACAAAUCGCACCAUCGUUUUCAACAAUGAUCCAAUCGUCACACCACCCAACGGCUUUUCAGGACCAACCUGGGUGAGCGAGGGUGAGGACGCGUGGCGACCAGGAAUUCUCAUAAAGCGUCACAUGGAUCUGGCGAUAAUGGACGCGAAAACGAACAACAACGAAUAUAACAGUCUUGCCGAAUUUGAGGCUGAUGCACAUAAUAUUCUGCAUAACAUCAUAAUAUAUCACGGAGUUAGCAGCGUGAUAGCGGACAUGGGACGCACCAUGUAUCAAGACUGUUGUUACGAUCUUCAAGAGAUACGUCGUUGCGCGGAUUGUUAUCGUAUAUCGAACGAAAAAUCUGAAAAAAUGUGGUUCUGUAUACCGUGUAAUCCCCCUCAUCAGUUGGUCUACGCGAAGCAAAAGGGAUAUCCAUAUUGGCCGGCGAAAGUCAUGCAAGUCAAUGGCAAUGUGUACGACGUGCGUUUCUUCGGCGGUCAUCACAUGAGGGCUAAUAUCGAGAAAGUUUUUAUUCGCUCGAUCUCUUCCACAUUACAAAGCUUGCAGAUAAAAAAAUCAACAGCUUGGAACAGAGCUUUUGAAGAGUUGAAGCAUCAUCAGAAUUUGUUGCAAAAGAUGGGAAAGAAUAAGGAAGAUAACACGAUAGAAAAUCCUACUCCUGCGAAAAUACGAAAGUUGGAAUCGUCGAGCUCGCGGAGUCCUUCGUCGCAUAGUUCUAAUUUGCCUGCAAAGCAAUUGAUUAAAGAUUUGAGAGUAAGAGUCGAACGCUUGAGUUCGGACGGCAAUACUGAAACGCAAAAUGUGAACGACGAGACGGAUAAUAAAGAAGACACUGCGAAAACUAAUGCCGAAAAUGAAGAAAGACAAGUGCCUCAUUUACCCGUGGCGGAAGAUGAACCCGCGGGAGAAAGCAUAACGAGCACGUGUCCGCAAGGUUUAAAGAAGGAAGGCUCUCAAGAGGACAUGGUUACAUCUAGUUGCCAAGAGCCGAGAUCGAAAUGCGUUCUCGUACAAACUGAACAAAUGCAAACGGAUGGACUCCCCGCCAAGAUCAAGAGAGAGCGCAGAACUUCGGAACAACCAACGACAACGGCGCUAGAAAAAUUGCGCCGUGAAUUAGAGCUUGAAAAAUGCAGAGAAUUAGAGAGACUACAAGCGGAGCAUGCCAAAGAAUUGCGGCAAUUAACCGAUAGACAUCAACAAAUCGUCUCUGACAUCAAAAAGAAACAAUGGUGUUAUAAUUGCGAAGCUGAAGCGAUAUAUCACUGUUGUUGGAAUACUGCAUACUGCAGCACAGAUUGUCAACAGGUUCACUGGCAGCGUGAACAUAAAAGAGUGUGUAGACGUAAGCGCUAAUUCAUAUGAUGAGUGCAAUGAGUACAAUAAUGUAAGAAAGCGUUCAACAAAAAUUAAAAAAAAAAUAUAUAUAUACUAUUAAUAUAUAUUUUAUGUAUAAUAUAUAUUAAUAUAUGUAUAAGAUAUAGGUGUGCAUGCGUGUGUGUGUGUGAUGCGUGCGCGCGCGCGUUCAUAUGCGUAUAAAGAUACAAACACCAGUGAAAAAGAGUUUCGUUCUUUCUAUUUGUCUAUCUAGACGCUUUAUUUUGCACAUCUAUUGUUGUAUAUAUAUAUAUAUACGAGCGUACGCAUGUUGUGUGUGUGUGUGUAUGUGUGUGAACGUGUGCAUUCUGUGUGUAUGUAUAUAUACAGAAUACUGCAAUUAGAAAUGAAGAGAAACAGUUCACUUGUUCAAUAGUUUCCCCCUGGAUUGAAAAUUUUUAAGAAUUUUGCGAGAUAAUUUUGAGAAAGCAAGUAAAAUUCAAUUAUUUGAUUUAAAUUAAUUGAAAACUCCAAAGAAUAAAAAUGUAUUUAAAAUAGGCUGUAUGUAUACAUAUACAUGUACACAUAUCAGAGGAUAGUCUGUAGAAGCACAUUAAUAUAUUCUUGACACCAAUUUGAUAUGCCUUUGCAAACUUCCUUCAGGAAGGACUGUUAUAUAUACAUGCAGAUCUUAAUCUUGAAAGACUAUUUUUACUUGUAUCAAGCAACGUAACAAAAUAGUUUUUACCUAAUCAUAGUUUUAUACUUAUUGAUAUUUAUAUAUUUAGGCAAUCGAUUCUGGAAAAAAAUGAUUACAAGAUUAUAUGCAUGGAAAUAAUUCAUAACAAGUACGCAUAGACUUAUUCAUUUUUUUCAUUAUUUUUUUUUUUUAGAUAAGUUUUUGUUUCAUAUACAGUAUAUUAAUAACAGAGUUUUACAUACUUAUGUCUAUUAAUGAUAAUAUGAACAAAUGUAUAUUGUUAUUCAGUUAUUAAUUACCAGUUAUUCAUCAUGUUUAUCUUGAGAUGUUAUCUCUUUAUAAUUUUCAUUUUUAAUUUUUAUCAGACUGAAAUGUAAUUUCCUUGGAAACGGAAGUCACACAGAAACAUCGAUAUAUUUAUUUCAUGAUUCACAUAACAAUAUUGUGAACAAUAAACAAGAUGCCUUCAUAUAUGUUUUAUCUAAUGUGCACUAUAAAAUUCUAAUUUGAUGUAGCUGUUGUACUAGAUCACAGUAAAUACUUAAAUAACAUAAAAUAAUAUAAAUAUUUAUAUAUUAAAAAUUGCAUAAAAGCUACAUACAUAUGUUUCUAUACUAUUUGUAUUUGAUUAUUGGUAUAUAAUAGAGAGAACUACUUCCUCUUUGUAUCAAAUAACAAUUGCAAUAUUAUCGCGCUGUUACCGCAAAAUCCAAACAAGUUUAAUUGCACAGUACAUUUUAAUUUGUAGCAAUGUGUUUAGUUUGAAUGCUAAUGGUAUCAAAACUUUGUCAAAUUUCAAGUUGUAAAAACUUGAAAAAAAAAAAA
Solenopsis invicta (red fire ant) is the source of this 3802-nucleotide messenger RNA. RefSeq names its product zinc finger MYND domain-containing protein 11. Gene Ontology annotation, molecular function: protein binding; transcription corepressor activity. The record is from RefSeq and is a predicted model, not a curated record. Gene Ontology annotation, biological process: regulation of transcription elongation by RNA polymerase II. Bases 454 to 2316 code for a protein of 620 amino acids. Lineage: Eukaryota; Metazoa; Arthropoda; Insecta; Hymenoptera; Formicidae. The transcript is spliced from 8 exons.